Molecule: messenger RNA, 631 nt
Organism: Colletotrichum navitas
Lineage: Eukaryota; Fungi; Ascomycota; Sordariomycetes; Glomerellales; Glomerellaceae
Exons: 2
Coding region: 1-450 (149 amino acids)
Source: RefSeq, a predicted model, not a curated record
AUGUUGGCACGCGGUCUCUGCACAGGUGUGCUUGCCCUGGCUUCCUUGGCCCAGGCGGCACCUAUGCCCCGUAUUCGUUCCACUGCUGCCGAGCUGGAGUCCCGUUACAUCUACACUCAGCGCACUCCCUCUGACGCCAACGAGGAGAAGGCUGCUGCCGAGCUGGAGUCCCGUUACAUUUACACUCAGCGCACUCCCUCUGACGCCAACGAGGAGAAGGCUGCUGCCGAGCUGGAGUCCCGUUACAUCUACACUCAGCGCACUCCCUCUGACGCCAACGAGGAGAAGGCUGCUGCCGAGCUGGAGUCCCGUUACAUUUACACUCAGCGCACUCCCUCUGACGCCAACGAGGAGAAGGCUGCUGCCGAGCUGGAGUCCCGUUACAUCUACACUCAGCGCACUCCCUCUGACGCCAACGAGGAGAAGGCUGCUGCCGAGCUGGAUUCCUAAUCGAUCUGCAACCAAGACACUAGGGCCAGCAAGGACUACGAACGUUGUCUCUAAUCUACUCUUUUGCUCACCUGACGAGGUUCUAGAGAUGGAUGACAACUGCAAUUUUGGCUCUAGGCCCUGAAGAUUAGCCUCAAUCAAAUGUCAGCUUGGACGCAUGUAAAGCUAUGAAGAGGCGAGG